AAUGAAACCAAAACCAAAUUAAGCUUAAGAAGACAUCAUGAUCAAGGACCUUCAAAGAGUGUUCUAAUUAAACGAUUUAUAGGCAAGAGAAAUUCUCAAUUAAGCUUAAUGGAAUUUAUAAAAGGCUACGAAUUAUGUUUUAGACCUUCAAAAAUCAGGAUCUAAGAUAGAAGAACAAUUCAAAAAAUAUAUUACUAAUGGACAAUCUGUAAUUGAUGAAAAUGGAAUUAUAUCAUUUUGUAAAGAUUUAGGAAUUGAUAUAAUGGACCCUGUAAUCCUUUAUAUUUCCUAUAUCUUUAAAAGUGAGACGAUGGUAAAAUCAUAAUUUAACAUUUAAGGGCAAUUAUACUAAAUUUGACUUUCUUUAUGGAUUUACAUUAUUGAAAAUAUAAUCUACAUCUGAUCUGAAAAGAGAAUUAAAACGUCUAAGAGAUGAACUUAAUAAUAAUAGAGAAAUUUUAAAGUCAGUCUAUAAAUAUUGUUUUGAUUUUGCUAAAAAGAAAAAUAGAAAAGAUAUUGAUCUACCUAUUGCCUAAGGAUUGUGGGAUACCCUUUUAACAAAUACAUUUCCAAUUAUGAAAAAGUUUAUGAAUUAUGUUGGUGUAAGAAUAAUAAUAAAUUUAGACUAUUGAAGAGAAGGAUGUAAAGCCAAUAUCAAGAGACACUUAUUAUAUGGUUUGGGAAUUUUGUGUUUAGAUUGGUGAAGAUUUAGCAAAGUAUGAUUAUAAAACUGGAGCAUGGCCCACUUUUAUAGAUGGUUUUUAUUUUUAUCUGUUUCCUAAUCAUAAAUAAUGAGC
Molecule: messenger RNA, 797 nt
Organism: Paramecium pentaurelia
Lineage: Eukaryota; Ciliophora; Oligohymenophorea; Peniculida; Parameciidae
Source: the annotation of a GenBank genome assembly